CGCACCCUUUUAUUCGUCGCACAGACUGCUACUAGCCGGCUAGCUCGUUUAAAAACUCCGGGUCGGAAAGGUGCACCUGGUGUCAGGGAAUUGUCAUCCCCCCGCACGCGGCGUCUGAAAGUGGGUCUGAGACGGCAGGGAGUGUAGGGGGGAUGAUUGCCGGCGGGUGAACCACAUCAAUUUUGAGUGCUUCACUCUUUCGCCUCUUCGUUGCACCCAUAAUUCUUUCGAUACAUUUUGUAUCGUUUCCACUCCGAGUUACGCACAUCCUGUCUUUUCUGCAAAAUGUCGGGCCGAGGCAAGGGCGGAAAGGGUUUGGGAAAGGGAGGCGCGAAGCGUCACCGAAAGGUGUUGCGUGAUAACAUCCAGGGUAUCACCAAGCCGGCCAUUCGCCGUCUGGCGCGUCGUGGUGGUGUGAAGCGUAUUUCUGGUCUCAUCUACGAAGAGAUCCGUGGUGUCUUGAAGGUGUUCCUUGAGAACAUCAUCAAGGACUCCGUCACCUACACGGAGCACGCUCGCAGAAAGACCGUCACCGCUAUGGACAUCGUCUACUCCCUGAAGCGCCAGGGCAGAACCCUCUACGGUUUCGGUGGUUAAAUUGUGCAAAUGAACAAGCGAAGCUAAACAGGCAGAACAAAUGAGUGGUGCUCUAGAAAUGCUGCGGUUUCCCAUGUUGAUCCGCGUCGGGGGGAGGUAUCUUCCCCGCGCGCGAGGAUAGUGGUAGCAUUGAGAUUUUGCCGAAACUUUCAUUUCUCUGAUUCUCGGGGCAAGUAAAGUGUCCCAAACAUUUUAGGCUUCACUAGAAGCCACCACAGUUUCCUUUCUCGAAGCAGCCGCGUCGCCAAAGCCUUUUGGGCACGUUGUUAUCAAGCUUGUUCACGCGUUUUGCAUGGAGCCACGAUGCGGGUUUUCCCGUAACGGUGCUGCUCCAUUUCUGAGACCGCAGUAAUAUUCGGCUGUGGUCAUUUGCUCAGUAAUCCCUUUAUGUCUUUGCUUUUGACGACGGAUGUGUGGAAUGUGGUUGGACUAGUGGAGGAUGUUUAUCGGCCGCUGCGACUAGGUCGGAUCUUUCCCAUCGCGCAUAUCGAAGUGGUUGCGCUUGUUUGAAAUGCAAGAGCGGGGGCCUCGUGGUAGCGUUUCUUGGCUGAUGGCAAUUAAUCGAUCAACGAUUGGAGCAGCAUGACGCAGGUCUAUAUUCGCACAAUUAUGCUCUGCGUUUUUUAAUGAGGAUUUCGUCAAGCUAACAGGAAUAGUAGCAGCAUUGCUCUUUUCAAUGUAAUGGGAAAGGUAGGGGCGAUGUCGAGCGGGUGUUCUAGCUGCCGUAUUCAUUAUCGCUUCUUGCCUUGCAGAAUCGAUGUUUGUAGAUGGCUGUGCAUAGAAGAUUGUACAAGACCAGGGGUAGAAAGCAGAAUACAAUUCACAGGGCAAGCAACAAACGCCGGUUCAUCCCCAGAUCUGUCGGUAAAUUCCAUAGAGCACUUUGUUCAAGAGUUUACGCUAACCCUUCUUCGCAGGCUCUGUAUCUGGUGCAACACCGUAGCAAUGCUGCCUUAAGCGGAAAGUCGAAGCUGCGCAGCUUGUUACUACGGUCGUAAGUGUUGCAGAAUGGUAACCGCCGGCAAGUCUGAACAGUUCUACAGUCACAAAAAGGGUUUCACGAUAUGACGACUCUGGGCCUUUUGUUCCUUACCAGGACACAUUGGGAGGCAACUCUGAAUCAAAAGGCCUCGUCGAUGAGCUUACAGAAGCUCUGUAUCCGCACCAGAACCAGGCAACGUCUUCCAUAUGUGAAGAAUUCUGGGUCCAUUAUGUACAACGGAUGAUAAAAACGUUUUUCGACA
Molecule: messenger RNA, 1841 nt
Organism: Toxoplasma gondii ME49
Lineage: Eukaryota; Apicomplexa; Conoidasida; Eucoccidiorida; Sarcocystidae
Product: histone H4
Exons: 1
Coding region: 286-597 (103 amino acids)
Biological process (GO): nucleosome assembly
Cellular component (GO): nucleosome
Molecular function (GO): DNA binding; structural constituent of chromatin; protein heterodimerization activity
Source: RefSeq, a predicted model, not a curated record